Messenger RNA from Rhea pennata, 5667 nucleotides. RefSeq names its product synaptotagmin 7 (gene SYT7). Gene Ontology annotation, biological process: regulation of dopamine secretion; calcium-ion regulated exocytosis; regulation of calcium ion-dependent exocytosis. The record is from RefSeq and is a predicted model, not a curated record. Gene Ontology annotation, cellular component: synaptic vesicle; plasma membrane. The annotation marks the transcript as partial. Gene Ontology annotation, molecular function: calcium-dependent phospholipid binding; calcium ion binding; SNARE binding. Lineage: Eukaryota; Metazoa; Chordata; Aves; Rheiformes; Rheidae. The transcript has 13 exons.
UGUUAUGGGAGACAGUGUCAAAAGCCUUGCUGGAAUCAAGGGGCUCCCUCCAGCGACGUCAUCCUCGUCUCUGCCAUCAUCACCAUCAGCCUUAGCGUCACCAUUGUCCUUUGUGGGAUCUGCCAGUGGUGCCAACGUAAAUUGGGUAAGCGUUACAAGACGUCCCUGGAGACUGUGGGUACACCAGACUCCAGUCGAGGCCGCAGUGAAAAGAAAACCAUCAAUGAUCUAGACAGAGACUUUUGGAAUAACAAUGACAACACAGUGCAGCAGAAAUGGAGCUCCUACCCUCCCAAGGAAUUUAUCCUAAACAUUUCACCCUACGCCCCGUAUGGUGAUCCACGGCUUUCCCUCAAUGGCUCUCUGUUGUCAGGGGCCAAGCUGACAGCAUCGGCUGCGGCAGGGCUGGCAGCUGAGAGGGACAGCCGCCCCGGCGAGAAGCAGCGCCUCAGCGAGGACGGCAUGAAGAGCAGCAUCUCUGCCCACAGCGAGCCUGGCGUGGGAAAGGCGGGCCGAGGCCGCUGGCACACAGUGCAGAGCCACUUGGCCGCAGGGAAGCUCAGCCUCUCCAAUUUCGAGGACUCCACCUUGUCCACAGCCACUACCCUUGAGUAUAUCCCCACCUCAGCAGGCGACCCCAAAUGCCAGAGGCCCCGCACGCUUAUACGCCAGCAAAGUCUGCAACAGCCCCUCAGCCAGCAUCAGCGGGCCAACCACAACCAGCCCACCACCAGCCAGAGCCUGGGCCACCUCCAGGCCCACAGCAGCUCUGGCUCCAGCACCAGCAACCCCCGGGGCUACCGCAGUGGCCAGGCACGCCAAGGCAUCGCUGCUGGCUCCAAGCAUCGGACAGCAGGUGGCCGGAGCCGCUCCAAUCCUGGCAGCUGGGACCAUGUGGUGGGGCAAAUUCGGAACCGAGGCUUGGACAUGAAGUCUUUUCUGGAAGGCCGGAUGGUUGUGCUAUCCCUGGUUUUGGGACUCUCAGAGCAAGAUGACUUUGCCAAUAUCCCUGACCUGCAGCCCACUGGGACAGAGCCGAACCAGCCGAACGCUCAGGGGGACAAGAGGUUACCAGCUGGUGGAAAGGCAGCAAACACAGCCCCAGUGCCUGGGCAGACCCAGCAGCAUGAUGAGUCUGACCGGAAGACUGAGCCACGCUCCUCUGUCUCAGAUCUCGUCAACUCACUGACCAGCGAGAUGCUCAUGCUCUCCCCAGGCUCUGAGGAUGAUGAAGGACAUGACAGCUCCAGCCGGGAGAACCUGGGCCGCAUCCAGUUCAGCGUUGGCUACAACUUUCAGGAGUCUACUCUCACUGUCAAGAUCAUGAAGGCCCAGGAGCUGCCAGCCAAAGACUUCAGUGGCACUAGUGACCCCUUUGUUAAGAUCUACCUGCUCCCAGAUAAGAAGCACAAGUUGGAGACCAAGGUGAAGCGGAAGAACCUGAAUCCACACUGGAACGAGACCUUCCUCUUCGAAGGUUUCCCCUAUGAGAAGGUGGUGCAGCGAGUGCUGUACCUCCAGGUCCUGGACUAUGACCGCUUCAGCCGUAAUGACCCCAUAGGGGAGGUGUCCAUCCCCCUCAACAAAGUGGACCUCACCCAGAUGCAGACCUUCUGGAAGGACCUGAAGCCCUGCAGCGACGGCAGCGGAAGUCGAGGAGAGCUGCUUUUGUCCCUGUGCUACAACCCCUCUGCCAACUCCAUUGUUGUGAAUAUCAUCAAAGCGCGGAACCUCAAAGCCAUGGACAUUGGGGGGACAUCAGACCCCUAUGUGAAGGUGUGGCUGAUGUACAAGGACAAGCGGGUGGAGAAGAAGAAGACAGUAGUCAUGAAGCGGUGUCUCAACCCUGUCUUCAAUGAGUCCUUCGUCUUCGACAUCCCCACAGAGCGGCUGCGUGAGACAACCAUCGUCAUCACUGUCAUGGAUAAGGACAGGCUGAGCCGAAAUGAUGUCAUUGGCAAGAUCUACCUAUCCUGGAAGAGUGGCCCUGGUGAGGUGAAGCACUGGAAGGACAUGAUCGCCCGCCCACGGCAGGCAGUGGCACAGUGGCACCAGCUAAAGGCCUGAGGUGCUGGAACCUGAGCACCGGCUGGUCCCCUGGCUCACAGCUCUGCGGGGCUCCCAGCGCGGGCGAGGAGCCGAGGUACCAGUGGGACAUGAUGGCCCUGUGAUCAGAGGGGGGGCCAGAGGUGCCCAGGACCACAGCAGCUGUGACAACACAGUGCUUGGGGACCUAGUACAAGAAGGAGUGGUGCCCCUGUCCCCACAACCAUGCAGGACUUCUCCAAGUGCUUCCAGCCACUGGCCUCCUGCCAGACCUCCUGUGCCCCCAUGGUCCCUCCCUGCAUGAGAGGGGUCACCCCCUGGCCUCAGCCCCUUCCCACUCCAUAAAACCUCUCCGAGCUGCUGGCAUCACCCGAGCAGGGCAGUUGGAGCCUGUGUCCUGCCCCCAGGGGUGACGGCAACAGUGGUCUCCCCCUGCCCUGCCUCUCCCUGUUCUCCCAGGUCCCCACAGCCUGACAGGUCAAGCCAGGCAGUCCCCAGAAGGGCCAGCAACCCUAGGUGCCAUGCCCUGGCCCUGCGGUGGCUCCUGGAAUUGGAAGCCAUGACACACGGUGCGUUAGCCAAAGCAGGCUCAUUUAGUUAUUUCCCUCAGUUGAGAUUGUUGCUUUACUUCUUUCUUUGGGCUCGGUGAGAGUGUGACUUCAAUAAGCCUGUACUUGCCCAGCCAGCAGUAGGAAGCAAGCCAUGGCUGGCCUCAGCCCAGGGACCCACAGCACCCAUGCAAGCCCCAAGGAUACCUGCUACAUCCUGCACCCCCUGAGGCCUCACCAGAGGCAGCGAGAUAGCAGUCUUUCAUUAUCCCCACCCUGGGCACCUUUCCAGCCAAGCUGGGCAAGGGCUGAACUCUGAGGCAAGCAGCAGCACUCUGGCAGAGGCUGGCUCCCAGAGCAUCCCCUGCGCAGGGUGCCAGAGGGGCACUGUGCUGGGGUCUCAGUGCUGAAAGCUGUUGGAAGAAGGGGAUGGCUCAAGAACCAUUACCCACAUCCCGUCCCCACAGUGCUAACCCCCAGGCUGGACUCUCCCCACCUCCAGUUCAGCUCCCACACAGAUUCAUGUGCCGGAACCCUGGAGUGACUGAAUGAUGGAUGCCAGGGCAGCGGCUUCUCCUCAAGAUGGGGUCAGACUGGCCAUGGGAGCUAGCAUAGCACUUGGGAUAGGCCCUGGAAAGUGAUGGAUGGGGCUGCCCUGCAUCAGGCUGAUCCUGCAGGGCUGGUGAUGCUGGGGUAGCUAGUUGGUCCUCCUCAGCACCCCACUCAUGGACUGACAGGGUCAGCUAUGACUACCCACCAGGGACUUGGGGCUAGGGUCAUCCUGACUCCCAUGUGGGAGGCUGGCUGGUGGUGGAGCAGGUCCAUCAGGACCACAGCAGUGCUGGAUGUGACACAUGACCUUCCGGACCCAUUGCCAUUCCCAGCAGAUGACAUCUCUGCAUCUUGUUUUCCCUCAUGACGGUCCAUUGCUUCACCAGGAUUGGCACCAGGGAAGAAGGAUGUUGCUGACAGAGGCUGCAGAUGCUGAUGAGCACUCAUGUUCCCGUGAAGCCUGGUCAGGGUGACACGGAGAACCCUAUACACUUCAGCCAAGCUCCUUGAGACCAGAUGCAGCUGGCAAAGGGCACCUGCUAGCACCUGGCCUUGAGGGUGGAGGCUCAUUGUGGAGGGCAUCAGCUAAGCCAUCUCCAGGGGCAGCCAGAGGCGGGGAAGCGAGAGGCAGGCAAGGGUGCUAUGGCCUCAGCAGCAGUCUCAGGUCAUGGCAUCUCUGAGCCCUUGCAGACACUGGGACACCCGGAGUAAGCCCAAAGCUGGCUGUGUCUCCAAGGAAGCCAGGUUCUUACUGGCUGGUGCUCUCUCAUCACUAGUCUUCCUGCUUUCCUGGGCCUCGCCAGCAGCAGCAAGCACCCCGAUGCCAUGGAAUGCCAGCUCCCUGCCCAUCCAGUGGUGCUGGGGAGGUCACCAGGCAGUGGAUGCAGCUCUGCUGAGGCCCUGGCAAGCUACACCAUGCAGCCAGUCACGGGGUAUCCCACAGCGUGGAGCAAGCCAUGUGCACCUGAGCUGGGCUGUGCUUCCAACCAGCCCAGGUCAGGGACGCCCUCAGCGCAAUGCAAGGACCACUGCUCUCACCAGCCUGCCCAGACAGUGUGCCGGACAGGCUGUGUACAGUCGUAAGCCCGUUUUUUUAGAGCAUCAGAGUCUUUUAUCUUGUUGAUGUUAUCCCUGCGUUCCAGUGUUUUCUAGCCCAUGUACAGCACCUAGUGCUCUUUGCAACAGGUGCGUUUUUACAAGCAUCACAACAGCUCUCUUUGGGGCUAAUGGGCCAGGGGCUUUGGAUGACUGAGACUCUGCUGCACCGUUUCCCAUUGCCUCAGGAGCAGCUGGGCAGGGUUUAUUUUUUGUUGACCCGGCAGGCAGGGAGAUGCUGCAUCAAAUCUGCCCCAAAGUGGGAGCAGAGCAGCUGUUUUGGAGACCCAUUUGUGCCCUUGUGAACAAACCUGGGCAGGGUGACAGCACUUUUUAUUUAUGUAUCCUGCCCCAGCAGCCCUUGGCCAGCCCACAGACAUCUCCAAGGACCACCAAAGUACCCCUUGCAAAGAGCUGGGGCAAACCUGGGCAUCACUCAGCACUGGCUCCUGACUGGGGCUGGCAGGAAGUGAGCGGACAAGGCUGGACAACCUGCUGGCACUGCAACUGUCCCAAGGACUGUUUGGACAGCCAGGGAGGGCUUGGCUGCAACAGAAGUCCUUCUUUAGACAGUCUUGGACAACCUGGAGAGAAGUAAUAAUACCGCUGCUACAGUAAUAAUAAUGCUUUUAGGGACAUUUGUAUUUUUAGUAUAUUCUCUCUUUUUUAACCUAAAAGAAGAGACUUACGAUGCUGGGGAAGGGGCCAGUGGCUGGGCAGGCAUGGAAGCCAGUGCCAGGCUCAUGCACCAAACUACAGUGCUGGGCCACACUGGAGCAUCCCUGGGUCCCUGGGUCCCACUGGGCAUGGGGUUGGCCUCAGUUGGAGCUGACCUGAAUCCAUGCUCCCACCACAGGAUGCACCAAGGACAGCAGAGCCCCUGGCACCUGGGAUCCCCCUGCUGCAGCACCCUUGGGCACCCCAUUGCUCCAGGAACCAUUUCUUUUCUACGGCUGGCUUCCCAGGAGUUGUGUGUUCAUUUUUAACCUCUAGAGAUCUUAGCUGUAUCUUGUUUAGGUAUUGAUCUUCGUGUGACGGUAACGUCCAACUGAUGUACAAAACAUGGGAAAAAACAGAAAAAAACACAGGGAAAGACAAAAUCCCAGAUUGAACUGUGGAGAGUGGGUGGUCAGAGUGAAGGGGGGCAGCCCAGCUGGCAUCAGCUGCCACCUCGUUUCUGCUGAGUUGGCUUAUAUAACAUGUCAGACAUGCAGCCUGACAUAUUUUAUAAUAAAAAAGAGAGAAAACACCCACAUUCACAGGGCAAUUGUGGGGCCAAAACUGAAGGGCAGAAGAUUAACUCAGCCCAUCACUGGCCUGGCCAGAGCAGAAGUAGGGGGUGUUUCUUUGCAGGAUCCUAUUUUUGGGGAGUGGGGACCCUCAUUUUCUGGAGGCAGCCCCUGUUCUCAGUAAUAAAGGAGUCAGC